CUUCAGAUCAUAGGUAAACACUUCACCCAUCAGCUGAUCGAGUUUCGCUUCUAUAUUGUUCCAUGAUUAAAUGUAUGCUCUUUGUUUUUGUCUUCGGUGUGAUUUAUUGCUCGUUCAUUGGCCUCGCGAUAUCGUUGUUAUUGUUUUGGUUUUCGUGAUAUCAUGUUUGUUGCGGCCAACGCCCUUGUUUUGUAAACACAUAUUUUGUUCUCUUUUUUAUAUCUCUCGUAACCACGAACUACUACAUGUAGUAGUUCGUGCUCGUAACACACCCGUACUAAUUUUUGUGUUGUUGCUUUUUUUGCUUAUCUAUUAAAUUAUUAUUGAUGUUUCACAUCCACAAUUGUGUGGAUUAAAACUAUCAAGAUUUUCAAGGAAGAAAUUUUAGUUCAAGAGCGUUCAAGAAGUUACAUGUGCAAUAUACAAGCGAUACGUAUCGGACUCAGACUUCGAUACGAGCCGGAAAGUGUCCGAUUUCGAAAUUGGUGAUCGAGGUCUUGCGUAAGUCCGCCAGCCAUUCAAACGAAUGGUGUGUGAGGCCGCCUUCGGUGUCCCAGGGCGUCGGGUCGACCAUCUGAGGGACGAUCAUUAUAGCAGUCUGCCGUAAUUUUAAGUUAACGUUAAGUCCCCGAUCUGUGUGAGCUCUGUGGUCAUUGCACCACACCGAUUCGACCACAGAGACCCCCCCCUCGAUAACUAAACUGUACUUCCUUCUUCCCAUGUAUUACGUUCGUCCCCGCCAUAGAUUUCGUCGUCGUGAAAUUGGUUGCCUAUCGUCAUCUUGGUGAAGCGUAAAUUGGGUUGCCUAUUCAAAAUAAUAGUAGGCGUCUUCGGACGGUUCUCAAAAUUGGUAUUCCGCUCUCGGUUCGCACCGAGUGGUCCUUCGGUCUGUGCCCCCCUUUGCCGGGCGUUUACAACAAUGAUUAAGCUAGUUCUGGAUAGUCUCACUGUAUGUCCUCCAUUUGGAAAAAAAGCAAAAUUUGAGGUAGAAACUAUACAAACUGUCACUGAUGUACGGAUGUGCCUAUAUGGGAAAUGAAAGUCUACUAAGUACUGCUCCAUUGUUCCAUUUGUGGUUGGAGCGUCCCGAGAAAUCAUUUGGACACGGACAUUGCGACAACACGAAGAAUAUGGACUACUUCAUGUUUGAGUGUUUGUCGAAACAUGGCAGGCCGACCAAUAAAGACGAAUCUGAAAUGGGCUGGCGAUAUAUAUCAUUACUGGAACAUACUGCAGAGUCAUUGCAAAGUAAAACCAAAACACGUACCCACAGAUGUGCAUUAUACGAUGUGUUCGACGAAGACGAUAGGAAGAUUAGAAUAAUACGGAUGGUAAUUAGCAAGCCGGUAAUAGGAGAGGAAUUUAAUGUAAGCCAGUGUAAUGGGCUAUCGGAUCUUUUAUCACAGGAAUUACUGCCAUUAAUCCCCGAGGGACAUCGAUAUUGGCUUGACGGAUCAUUGUACAUCUAUUUAUUAGGAAGAAAGGCCAAAAUAUUUUACACUGCUACAAAAAACCCGAAAUUUCCUGUUAUUGAUCGUCCAACUACUACCACCACCAGUCUUCCAUCAACAACUACUACCACCAGACAUCCCACUACAACAGGGGUCGGCAUACGUUUGAACCACGCGGUCCGUAUUCUUUUUUCAAAUCUUCGUCAAGGGCCACAUUAAAAAAAAAUUUACAUAAUAUGAUAUAAAAUAUAAUACUAAUAAUUGUAUUGUUAUUAUAUUUGAUUAUUUUACAUAGAAAUAUGAGUGUACAAAAAUACAAAUGUUACUAGAAAAAAAUUGCUUUUAAGAACGGCUACAUAAAAAAAAAUUACAUAUUAUGAUAUAAUACUUAUAAUUGUAUUUCCAUUAUAUUUGAUUAUUUUACAUAGAAAUAUGAGUGUAAUAAAAUAAAAAUGUUACUG
Messenger RNA from Acyrthosiphon pisum (pea aphid), 1912 nucleotides. RefSeq lists its product as uncharacterized. The record is from RefSeq and is a predicted model, not a curated record. Lineage: Eukaryota; Metazoa; Arthropoda; Insecta; Hemiptera; Aphididae. The transcript is spliced from 5 exons. Bases 1011 to 1670 code for a protein of 219 amino acids.